AUGGCCCAAGCUUCUGCAGAUGCAUCUUCGCUAACCAUACAGCCUGAUUCCUUCGAAAACCAACUACGUCAAGACAGCGUUGUCAUUCACCCUAAUUCGAACAGGAACUACCAAUGCCAGCGUUGUCUGAAAUCCUUUCCCUGCCACGAGCCAUACUUGUACCACGCAAGCAAGCAUGGCGAUACCAUCGAGUAUAUUUGUUUUGAGUUCAAUCAGUCGGCUUCCUUGGCGCCCGAUAUCAUUGCCUUUCAUGGUGUUUAUUGCCGUCGCAGUACCCACUAUGUUCGAGUAACUAUAUCGAGAUUCUUGGGACACACCUCUACAAUACAGCGGAUAGACGAAGAAGAGGAGUUGACCUUUGAAGAAUUUCUCAAAACAGAUUUCACUUCUACGGAAAGGUACACAGAAACAGUAAAAAGGGUGGAAGAGUUCGAUAGGCAAUGUUGCAGGCCGAUUUACGAUACGAUCACAUUCAGUAGCAAGAAACUAGUAAAAAGGCUACUAUCAUGCUUUUCAUGUAUUCCACUCCCGAGACAGUCAAGGUCUAGUCGUUGGCCUAGCACACGACACAUGAGAUCGACACUACUUGGUCCGUCAACUAAGGAUAUUACUGCCAAUAGCUGGCAAUGUCUGGCUACUGAUGGUCCAAAAUCAAUCGCAAGCCAGCCUAGGACACCGGAAACGAGACUAAAUUCUCCGCAUCCGUCGAUUGAAGCUACCAGUGCCAACAACAGGCAAGAUCCGGUUGCUGAUGAUCCAGUCUCAAUUGCAAGAAAUAGUCUUCCUGAGAAUGUAUCUGGGGUGAUAGCUGUAGAUUCUUUCUACUCAACUCCUAAUGGUGUUCGCGGCGACAAGGUACUUGUCGCAACCCAGCCAGACACUAUAAUCCUCUUGGAGCAAGUUAAUCUUGACACGCUUCUUCGAUACACGCGCAUCACGAACCAACUACGAGAGAUUGUUGGUGACUAUGCCUACGAGGAGCUACGGGAGUAUGAAGAGAAGCGAAUGGAUAUCUCGGAUCCUGUUUACCAGGGCAUUCUACCAGAUGAUUUGCCAAUUAGAGCAGGCGAAGAAAUUCGAUUAGAAGACUGCUCUCCAAUGCUUGAAGCGCAAGUUCGCUCUAUUCUUGACUCAUAG
Messenger RNA from Bipolaris victoriae FI3, 1137 nucleotides. RefSeq lists its product as hypothetical. The record is from RefSeq and is a predicted model, not a curated record. Bases 1 to 1137 code for a protein of 378 amino acids. Lineage: Eukaryota; Fungi; Ascomycota; Dothideomycetes; Pleosporales; Pleosporaceae. The transcript is spliced from 5 exons.